GCGCGGUGUGUUACCGCAGGAGUAUCUGCUGAGUCUGCGGGUGUCUGCGAAGGCCCCAAGUGUCAUCUGCGGCUUAGGGUUUCAUGGAUUAGACUUUAAACCGUGUCUAGGCCGGCUGACAUCAGCUUCCUCUCACACUGAGGCUCCAAAGAAAUGCGGGGUUGGGGGCUCCCUCUCGGGGCCCGGAGGCACCCCUCUCUGAUGGGGUGGGGAGUUCGCUUGGGACAAAUCGGCUUUCUCUCACCUUUGGAGAAAGGUUCCCCGAGGCUUCUGAGAAUAGCUCGGAUUCUUUCCUGCCAUUAGCGCACAGAACACACAAAGGAAGCCCCCACCCGUCCUCAGACGUGGGGACACUCUGGGAAGGAGGCUGGCGUGGACCCCGAGUCUGAGCACCUCCCUCGCCCGCGGGGAACAAUAGCCGCCGCCUGCCCCGGGCAGCCCGGCGGUCGCGCGGCACAAUGGCCGUCUCGGGGCCGCGCCAGCAUGUGACGCGCGCGCGCUCGGCGCUCGCCCGGCCUGCCGCAGGGCGCAGUCAGCACAGAGCCGGAGCCGCCGGGCCGCGGCCAGGCUGCCGGAAUCCACCUGGCACACUUUCGGAAAGACAAACGCGGUUCCUCCUACUUCAGAGCCCCAAGUCUGGGCCAGCUGGGAGCCGACCCGAAACCGCAAGCGGAGACGCAGGCACGCGGGGUGAGCGCUCACGGAGGGUGCGACGCCGCCCCACGCCCUGCGGCGCGAGGCCGGUCACCCCCGCGCUCCGGGUCCCUACUGCCGCCUGCCGGCCCACCGCCCUCCCAAGAGGCGGGCCCCAGCGCCCGUCCCCGACGCACGGUGGCUCGGUAUCCCCAGGCCCCCACACCCGCCGCUUCCUCCCUGCCCCGUCGCACCCUCAGCGCUACUCCACGCCACAACUCCAUCUCUCCCAAGGCAGAACAAGACAAAUCCCAAUGGGUCACAAGGUUUUUGCAGACACACAAAAAAAGGCUCCAAAGGGACUAGGAUUCCGGGAAGGGGCGGAGCUAGUUUCGUUCUUACUUACCUGCAAGAGUAAUUUGUGUGGGAGGAAGCAGGAUAAUACCCUGUUGAACUUGGAACUAAACUUGAAUGUCAUAUAAAAAGAACAAUAAAAAUACACUUCAGA
Zalophus californianus (California sea lion) is the source of this 1141-nucleotide messenger RNA. RefSeq lists its product as uncharacterized. Bases 459 to 1115 code for a protein of 218 amino acids. NCBI's taxonomy places the organism in Eukaryota, Metazoa, Chordata, Mammalia, Carnivora, Otariidae. The record is from RefSeq and is a predicted model, not a curated record. The transcript is spliced from 3 exons.